AGAACAGAUGGGCCCGACCAAAGACAAGCUUGUACAGAAGUAAAAAAACACGGGCAUUGGAGCGCCUACUCGUGAACAUGAUCGUUCCGGAUAAUGCGACCCAUUUCCGUUGCCCGUCGACAUGCUUGAGACCACAAUGGGACUUUGAGAAAGGAAUCAUUCAGCAUUUUGUCGCGUGUUCGGGAACCCUUAAAUGCCGUGCUUGUCGGGGUGAUGCGGGUACUUGUGAUGGAACUUCCAUGGAAACCAAUGAAAUACUCAGCGUUUCCCCGGCCGCAGACAUCUUCGGAACUCCCGAAGAUUUGCUUGGCCGGAGUCUCCUGGGGGACAGUCUCCAUGGUCGCCAGCAUGAUGCAGACGGUGAUCCUUCAGAUGUGUGUCCUGCCGAUGUAUGGAGAGAUGAAAGACAGGUCUCCAGGACGCUUUGCCAACGUGGUUGGCUGCAGCUUCACGAUACUUUUUGUCAUUUGUGCCAGUUUCGCGGUGCUGGGCUACAUGAUUUUUGGUCCUGCGGUGAAGUCCAAUGUACUGCUUUCACUGCCAGCCAGUUUCUCUGGUAACUUGGCCCGACUCUUUGCAGGGGCCAGCGUGAUGGGUGUGUACCCUCUGAUCUUGAAGUCUAUGAUCGCGACCUUCCACCCUCCAGGCUAUGGAGGUGAAAGAAAUGUACACGUUGGCACAGGUGCUAUUGUGGCGGGAGUCUUGCUGACUUCCCUUUGCCUCAGCGACCUGGGUAAGCUGAACAUCAUCAAUGGUGCAAUGUCUACAGGCGUUUUCGUGGCAGUAGUGCCGUUCCUGGUUGGGUCACAUCUUCUGGAUCGGGUUCGAGAGUCGUUCUUCCUACGGAUUGCCUUGAUUUCACUUCUGAUCUUCGGGUUGCUGGGCAGUGCUUUGGCAAUCUUCUUGGAUGACAAUUACGACGAGAAAUUGAUCACCGCCUGUGUCUGGAAGACAUCUUCCUGACCUAGCCUGAGAGGAAUGGCAUAGGAGCAAAUAGGUGGGGCAGCUCAGGCCAGCGAAGAUUCGCAUGGUCUUCGGCUGCCUUCAUGUGUGACAAUAGUGCCUGCUCUUCUGUUCAUUUUCUGUGCAUGGUUGGUUGGUGUGGUCUGCUUACUUAUUGUCUGAGGAUCAGCUGCUGGCUCCUGUUGCCUGGACACCAUUUAGUAGCAAUGCAUGACCAUGCUAGGUUGUUCGUUUGUAGAGCAUCAUAGUCAUUGAUGUCUCGUGUGUGUGUGAAAACCAAGCAGCCAUGGCAGCAAACAGUUGUCAGGUGGCUCGGAAACUAUGGUUGGAUUGAGCUUGACCAAGGGUCGGUCGCUUGGUUGGUUGGUUCGCUGGUUUCACCCUCCACCGCACAUUGUAGCAAUGAAGGGAAAAGACGCCUGGCCGCCUUCGACUUGGAGUGAGAUCGGGUGAGUGAAGCUAGUGAUGGGUCCAUACCAAUAAGUUCCGA
This is a messenger RNA of Durusdinium trenchii, 1453 nucleotides long. NCBI's taxonomy places the organism in Eukaryota, Dinophyceae, Suessiales, Symbiodiniaceae. The record is from the annotation of a GenBank genome assembly.